CGCGGCAAAAAGAGGGGAAAACUGGCAUGUAGCUGAACCGCAUCGAUGAUGCGAGGACCUACCUACCUAGCAGAGGAGACCGAUUAGGCUGAGUCGACCAGUUUGAGUUUGGCGGCGAUCCUGUCGAGAGGGACAACUACGAACAGCACACGUGUGCGAGUUGAGUGGAAAACGACAUUCGGUUUGGGGUUGGAACGGAAAGCCAUCGUAGCAGGCGGUGUGUGGCUUGUGAGUUAUCGAUUUUUUGCUGAGCCUCAUCGUAGCAACCCACUUGCGGCUCAGCCACCCUUCCCGUUGUUGCCUUGGCCGUCUUUGAUGGUGUAGUGCAGUAGUAGUGCGUUUGUUCGAAUUAGUGGAUUAAUCAACUUCCUAAUCAAUUUGAAAGGAGUAAAUAAGCAUGGGUCUUCGGAGACGGACAGUCGAUUCCACGGAAACGGUGCAUCGGGAGCCACAGGCUCAUCGGGAAACAUGGGUUUCCACGAAUAAGCUGCUCAACAGCAGCCUUUGUGCAAAGCGCAUGAAUAGCCGCAAUCCCAACUUCGACUACGAUGAAACCAAGCUCCUCAUUUCGCUGUGGGGCGACCCGCAGGUACAGAAAACCCUCAUCACGACCCACAAGAAGCACCCGGUUAUUGCUGAUCUCGCCAAAAGAAUGCGCGAACAUGGAUACAACCGAUCAACGGAGGAAAUCAACACGCGCAUCAAAAACCUCAAAUGUUUCUACAACCGGAUCAAGAAGGACAUGGCCGCCGGAAUCAUCAACCAAACCACCUGGAAGCACUACUCCGAGAUGGACGAAAUCAUAAGUCGGCCGGUUUUCGGCAAUGCCCACCGGCUGCACAUGAUGCAGCAGCAGAAGCAGCAAGAAGAGCAGGAAGAACUGAAGAAGCAAAUCCUGGAACAGCAGGAGCAAAUGCAGCGGUUUCCGGUCAAGCUGGAGGUGAUGAGCGAUGACGACGACUCGACCGAGAUUCGGGCGGAGGAUUUGCUGACCAUCGACACGAAUCCACCGCCGGAUGAGGAGGGAGGCGCGGAUACGCUGCAAAGGGACGAACUAAACAUCAAGACAGAUGAUCACCACGAUAAAGCGAGUGGCGGUGGUGGCGAAGGGGAUGGCGAUGACGAGGAGGAUGACGAUGAUGACGACGAUGAUAGUGAUUUCGAUGUGGAAAAUGAAUUCAACGAUGGUCUUGACGAAAUACUUUCGAAGGCACGAGUCACAUCGAAACCGUCGUCUGACACAACCACAAAAGACCGAUCCAGCCCACAGGUGAACAAUGUUCCCAGAAUACCCACUCCAGCUGCACCAACCUUGCAAGCCAGUGUCCCCGCACCCUCUCAAGGCAAGAUAUCCGUCGUUCCAACGAACCUUCUGCUGAAGCCUCCUACGUCUAGCAUGAGCAUGAGCGGUCCGAUCCAGAUCUACACUCAACCUACCAUGAGCUUGGGAGCUCCCACCGCCAUGGUUUCCACGUCUCAGACAACCAUCACAUCCGCCGCACAGCACGCCCCCGGGAUGGCCCCGAUGAAACUGCUCCUGGUGAAUACCGUCUCGAAGGAUGGAACCACCAAGCAAAUUCUUACCCCCGCAUCGGAAAUUCCCCAGAUGCCGCAGAUGCGACCGGCCCCGAUGCUUCAACCGAAGCCAUCCAUAAUCCCGAUCGCGCCGAAACCACCGACCGUAAGCAUUCCCGCAAUCAACGUCCCGCAGAAGUCCAUCAGCGUGAUGCCUCCUAUGACGGCAGCACCAAAAGUGGCGAAGCCAAAGCCAAUGAACGCGGUAACCGGAGAUAAAUCCCCCGGAUUCAAGAAGAUGUUCAGUCAGCUGGUAGCGGUCCAGCGGGAAAAUCUCGCCGUUUCCAGGGCGCGACUAGCCCUCGAAAAAGAGCGGCUCGAAUUCGAAAAACAGAUCGGAGGUCCACUGGUCGAUGUGGUGCGUAGCCUGAGCGGUUUCUUCAACGGUUUCCUACAGCAACAUGCCAUGCAGCAACAGAAGCAGGCGCUCAACGGAAACAGUGGCCAGGAAAACGAACAACCCGCUGCUAAGAAACGGCGAACUGAGGAAAGUGCCGAACGGUCACAACAGUCGGCUGUUACCACCACGGAACCGGUUAAAACGGAAGUGAUAAGUGAUGACGACAACUGAAAUGGAUUUCUUUGAAGUUAUUCUACUAUUCAUCGUACCUAACUUUUUUGUUUGUUUUUCUUUUUCACGAGUUUAUAAUUUAUUUAAUUUAUUGCUGUAAAUUAGCAACAGGCUUGAAUUUAACAAUAGUUUGCUGAAUUACAUUAGAUAUAACAUUUGACACAUCUGAAUGAAAUAUAAAAGAAUAAAAAAAGCCCGCUAUAUUUCUAGUAACAGUUUUCGUA
Molecule: messenger RNA, 2370 nt
Organism: Aedes albopictus (Asian tiger mosquito)
Lineage: Eukaryota; Metazoa; Arthropoda; Insecta; Diptera; Culicidae
Exons: 2
Coding region: 398-2146 (582 amino acids)
Biological process (GO): positive regulation of DNA-templated transcription
Cellular component (GO): nuclear body
Source: RefSeq, a predicted model, not a curated record